Messenger RNA from Lactuca sativa (garden lettuce), 869 nucleotides. Its product is annotated as pathogenesis-related leaf protein 4. The record is from RefSeq and is a predicted model, not a curated record. NCBI's taxonomy places the organism in Eukaryota, Viridiplantae, Streptophyta, Magnoliopsida, Asterales, Asteraceae. Gene Ontology annotation, cellular component: extracellular region.
UUUUAUUUUUUUUACUACACACUACACAGUACACAUCACAACCAUUACAUGAAUUACCGAAGAAUAAUGAGGAUCGUAAAUUCGUAAUCCUUUUUGAAAAAGAGUAAGUGCUUAACGCAAGUCAUUGAUCUUUUCAUUUUUAGUAAGUUUCCGACUGUUUAGCAUCUAAAUUAAUUUGUAUGGUGUUUUUUGUAUGGUUUGAGUUAUAUAAGUGAAAAUUUUCCUAGGUCAAAUAUUAUGCUCAACGUUUUAUGUUAUUCUACCAUAUUUUUCGAAUUUGGUUCUGACUUCCACCAUACUCGCAACAGAUUUCUCUACUCUAUAAAUACCAAUUUCAGUUUUUCAUGUAAUUCUAACAGACUCGAUUACUAGUCACCUCAUAUCGUAACAUGGGACAUUGGCGUAUAAAGAUAUCGCUUGUUGUUGCUAUAUCCAUGACAAUUCUACAUUCAUCUAUCGCCCACAACGAACCAGAAGACUUCCUUCAUGCCCAUGGUUGUAUUAGAAGAUUACUGGAUAUACCACCUCUGGUAUGGGACCCUGAAUUGGCAAAAACUGCGCAAGCUUGGGCUGACCAAAGGAAGGAUUGUAAAUUGACACCCUCUGACAAGGUUGGUGAGAAUAUGGCACAGGGGCCAAAUCUUAAUGCUUCAUAUGCAGUUCAGAUGUGGGUUGAAGAGAGACCCGAUUACGACCAUGGUAAAAAUGAGUGCUUACCGGGUACUCAGUGUGCCCAUUAUACGCAAGUGACAUGGAAAAAUACAGAACGCGUUGGAUGUGGUAGGGCUCAAUGUUCAGACGGUGUGUGCUACGUUAUUGUUUGCAAUUAUGACCCUCCAGGGAACAUUGUUGGCGAGAAACCCUACUAA